Messenger RNA from Aspergillus luchuensis, 1005 nucleotides. Its product is annotated as putative zinc metallopeptidase. Bases 1 to 1005 code for a protein of 334 amino acids. Gene Ontology annotation, molecular function: hydrolase activity, acting on carbon-nitrogen (but not peptide) bonds, in cyclic amidines. The record is from RefSeq and is a predicted model, not a curated record. NCBI's taxonomy places the organism in Eukaryota, Fungi, Ascomycota, Eurotiomycetes, Eurotiales, Aspergillaceae. The transcript has a single exon.
AUGAGGGCAUUCGUGGAGGUAGAUCAUACUGUAAACCUCACUUGUCUUGAAGCUGGUAUCGCUCUCAAGGAUGAGUGGAAAGAGGCAUGUGCAGUGCAAAUAGUGUCAUUUGCGCAGGACCCGAUAUUCUCGGGUGAGCAUGGGAACCAUAACCGUCGGCUCAUGGAAGAAGCGGUGCAACAGCCGCAGGUGGAUGUCAUCGGGACAACACCCUACGUUGAGUCGUCGAUCGAUGCAUCGAAACAGAAUAUUAUAUGGGCGAUCGAGCGUGCCCUAGAGUGCAGAAAGCAUGUGGACUUCCAUCUCGACUAUAACCUCGACACCGGGAAGGAGGCACUGGUAUGGUUUGUUUUGCGCACGUUGAAGGAGAGGGGGUGGACAUCGCAGUCAACGGAUAAGCGGGUCAUGCUGGGGCACUGCACGCGAUUGACGCUGUUCAGUGAUGAAGAAUGGGGUCUUCUUGCACAAGAGAUCCGGGAUAAUGACCUUCCCGUUAGCUUUGUUGGGCUACCGACGAGCGACAUGUACAUGGCCUCUCCACCAUCUUCGAAGAGCCAUGAUCGGCCACGGGGUACAUUGCAGGUCUUGGAGAUGAUAAAGAAGUAUGGCUUGGACACGGUGAUUGGAAUCAACAAUGUUGGCAACACUUUCACGCCCUGGGGCUCCGAAGACCCCCUGUCGUUGGCGUGUCUAGGAGUGGGUGUCUAUCAAGCCGGGACCAAGGCGAAUGCCCAGCUAUUGUACGAAUGCGUGUCAACCAGAGCUCGCGCAGCAAUCGGACUUUCGUCAUCCGAGGCCUUGGCCUUGAACCAGGGAAGUCGUGCAGAUAUCCUGCUGUUCUAUGACGUGGAUGACACUGGUUGUAACGUGUCGAGACCGCGACAUGGUGUUGCAGGCAUCGUCUGGGACCCGCCAGCCAAGGCUAGCAGAGAGCUCGUAGUUGGUGGCCAACUAAAGGCUUCUCCAUGUUCAUUGUGUCCGAAAUCUGCGUUUGACUUUGUGUAG